This is a messenger RNA of Pterocles gutturalis (yellow-throated sandgrouse), 1948 nucleotides long. RefSeq names its product splicing factor, suppressor of white-apricot family (gene SFSWAP). NCBI's taxonomy places the organism in Eukaryota, Metazoa, Chordata, Aves, Pterocliformes, Pteroclidae. Gene Ontology annotation, biological process: RNA processing; mRNA 5'-splice site recognition. The annotation marks the transcript as partial. The transcript is spliced from 12 exons. Gene Ontology annotation, molecular function: RNA binding. The record is from RefSeq and is a predicted model, not a curated record.
AUGUUGUUGUCAGGCGGGGGAGCGGUCCCCGGGCCCCCCGGAGGAGGUGGAGGAGGAGGUGGAGGCGGGAAUAGCCGUGUGGAGCUGCUGGUGUUCGGCUAUGCCUGCAAGCUGUUUCGAGAUGAUGAGAAGGCUCAGUACCAGGAGCAGGGGCGACACCUUAUUCCUUGGAUGGGAGACCCCAAGAUCAUGAUCGAUAGGUACGAUGGACGUGGUCACCUGCAUGACCUUUCUGAAUAUGAUGCUGAAUAUUCCACGUGGAACAGAGAUUAUCAGUUGUCUGAAGAGGAAGCUAGAAUAGAAGCCCUCUGUGAUGAAGAGAGGUAUUUAGCCUUGCAUACGGACUUGCUUGAGGAGGAGGCGAGGCAAGAGGAGGAAUAUAAAAGACUGAGUGAAGCUUUAGCAGAGGAUGGUACCUAUAAUGCAGUGGGAUUUCGUUAUGGCAGUGAUUAUUAUGACCCUUCAGAACCCACUGAGGAGGAGGAGCAUCAGCCUGCAAAACAAAGAGAAACAGCUCAGACAGAAAAUGUAGAAGAAAAUGAAGAACCUUUUGUUGCCCCUCCGGGACUAAAUGUACCUUCUGAUGUGGAACUGCCACCAACAGCAAAAAUGCAUGCGAUUAUAGAACGAACUGCAAACUUUGUCUGCAAGCAGGGAGCACAGUUUGAGAUCAUGCUAAAAGCCAAGCAGGCACGCAACUCCCAGUUUGACUUCCUGCGGUUUGACCACUACCUCAAUCCCUACUACAAAUUCAUUCAGAAGGCUAUGAAAGAGGGACGAUACGCUGCUCCUUCUGAAAAUAAAGUGGAUGAGAAAAAACACUCCAGAGUCAAAUCUGAGGAAGAAGAUGAUGAUGAUGAUGACGAUGAUGGAAAUUAUCUGCAUCCAAGUCUCUUUGCAUCUAAAAAAUGCAGUAGGCUUGAAGAGCUCGUGAAGCCUUUGAAGGUAGUAGACCCUGAUCAUCCACUUGCAGCACUGGUGCGCAAAGCGCAAUCAGAUAAUAACUCAUCGACGCCACAGUCAACAGAUGGGGCAGCUGUACAGACAUCACAAGCAGAAUAUUCUUCUGAUUCAACUGUGGCAGCCAUGUAUUACAGUUACUAUAUGCUCCCUGAUGGAAGCUAUUGCCUCGCACCUCCACCUCCAGGAAUAGAUGUUGCUACCUACUACAAUGCGUUGCCUGCAGGGGUGACUGUAUCAAGCACUACAGGGGUAGCAACAGUUCCUCCACCCCCUGGUACUACACCUCCACCUCCCCCAGACACAACCGAUAGCAGCAGUGGGUUGACUUCUACCACAACAUCUACAAGCACAAUUACUCCAGUGGUUGCCAUUAUACCUCCGCCCCCAGAUAUCCAACCUGUUAUUGAUAAGCUAGCUGAGUAUGUUGCUAGGAAUGGGAUAAAAUUUGAAACCAGUGUUCGUGCCAAGAAUGAUCCCAGAUUUGAGUUCCUGCAACAGUGGCACCAGUAUAAUGCUUAUUAUGAAUUUAAAAAACAGUUCUUCCUUCAAAAAGAGAGCAGUAACAAAUCUCAGGGAGUAUCUUCAUCUGAAGAUGUUCCAGCAGAUACUGCCGGUGAUACACCAAGUGAGACUCAAUUUGCAGAUGAACAUGCACCUGAAGAUGCAUCUGAGCCAAGUGCGAAGGGAGUUCCAGGAACUAAAAAGGAUGUUCUUCCUUCUAAAACUGUCAGUGAUGGUAAAUUGGUGAAAGCAUCAUUUGCUCCAAUAAGCUUUGCGAUCAAGGCCAAAGAAAAUGACCUUCUUCCUUUGGAGAAAAACCGUGUUAAAUUGGAUGAUGACAGUGAUGAGGAGGAAGAGGAGGGCAAGGAAGGCCAAGAGAACACUAAUAGUGCUUCAAACCAUACUCCAGCUGUUACCACUCCUUGUCCUGCUCCUGAAGAGAAAAAACCUCAACUUACGCAGGAGGAAUUGGAAGCUAAACAAG